Messenger RNA from Telopea speciosissima, 4504 nucleotides. RefSeq names its product WD repeat-containing protein 11-like. The transcript is spliced from 19 exons. Gene Ontology annotation, molecular function: protein binding. Gene Ontology annotation, cellular component: cytoplasm. Lineage: Eukaryota; Viridiplantae; Streptophyta; Magnoliopsida; Proteales; Proteaceae. Bases 104 to 3934 code for a protein of 1276 amino acids. The record is from RefSeq and is a predicted model, not a curated record.
AAUCAAUCCAUUAAAGUCAAAUGGAACGUAGCCAUGGUCUUCCGGUACAUCUAUUCAUCUUCUCAUUGUCAUCUCCUGUAAAGCUUUGUAAACGCGUCAAACAAUGUCCAUCACCCGCUCCCCUCUCGACUCCUGGGACUUUACGCUCCCAGGUCCACCAAGCCGCAACAAUGGCGGAUGUGCAGACUGCAGUAUCAGCGGCCUCCUCGUUUACGGCGCCGGAAGCAGCGUCGCAGUCGUUGACGCGCGAUCCAUGCAGCUCCUCUGCGUCCUGCCCAUGCUUACUCCCUCUACCUCCCCCACCGCUCUCACCCCCUUCGUCACCUCUGUCCGCUGGAUCCCUCAGCCCCUCCGCCGCGACGUUCUCACACACGAACCAUCCAAUUCCCACCUCAUCCUCGCCGUCGGCGACUGCCAGGGCCGCAUCGCUCUCUGGGAUUUCCGCCUCCGCCUCGUCCUCCUCUGGAUGGAAUUCGAUCCUCCCUCCGACAGAUCCAAGCUCGGCGUUCAAGAUCUCUGUUGGGUCCGCGCUCGUGCCGAUUCAUGGAUCCUAGCCUCCCUUAAAGGCCCUUCUCUCCUUGCCCUCUGGAAUAUCACCACCGGUCGCUGCAUUUGGAAAUACGACGCCUCCCUCGAAUUAUUGUCCUGCAUUCGUCGUGAUCCCUUCGAUUCUAGGCAUUUCUGUGCAUUGGGGCUCAAGGGGUUCUUGCUGUCUGUUAUGGUACUUGGGGACGGUGACGACAAUGUUGCUAUCAAGGAGCACCGGAUCCCGACUGUUAGUGAUUCUAAUGAGUUGCACAAGUUUGAGAGAGACGCUGCUUCUGGUUCUACUGCCCCUGCGCUUUCCGUGUUUCCUCUGUUUGUUGCGAGGUUUAGCUUCUCACCGCAGUGGAAGCACAUUCUUUUUGUUACUUUCCCCAAAGAGCUCGUUGUGUUCGAUUUGCAAUACGAGACCUCGCUUUCUUCGUCUGGGCUGCCCCGGGGCUACAGCAAGUUUCUGGAUGUGUUGCCCGAUCCGGACAAUGACGUGCUCUACUGUGCUCAUCUUGACGGAAACCUCAGCACCUGGAAGCGGAAAGAUGGAGAACAGGUUCAUAUGAUUUUCUCAAUGGAAGAAUUAUUACCCUCGAUUGGAACACCUGUUCCUUCUCCUUCUGUUCUUGCUGUUGUCCUCUGUCAAUCUGAAACAACUCUCCAGAAUGUUGGCAAGCUUUAUUCUGAUCCAUAUGAUGCUUCUUCACUUGCUCUGGAUUCUGAUAAUCUAUUAGAUUCUUGGCAUAAACCUUGUCUCAUUUCUAAGACGUAUCUGAUCUCCAUUACUGAUGAUGGGAAAAUAUGGAACUGGCUGCUGACAGCUGAAGGGGCUACAGAUACUCUGAAAGAUAUCACAAAUUCAAACUUGACAGCUGAUGUAAGUGAAGUGACAGUUCCAGAAAGACUCACUAGCUCAAUUGAUACUUCCACCCUUGGACAUGAAUGCAAUGCAGUGAAAAAGUCAGAGCUUGUGGAUAGAAGUUUUGGUUGCAAAUCAAAAUUGGUCCAUAACUUUGCAGAUCUGUCAUUUAAGAUCAGCUUAGUUGGCCAACUUCAUCUUCUUUCUUCAACUGUAACAACACUAGCAGUGCCAUCACCUUCAUUAAUGGCUACUUUGGCCCGUGGGGGGAACCAUCCUGCUGCAGCUGUUCCACUGGUUGCUUUAGGAACUCAAAAUGGAAUAAUUGACGUGAUUGAUGUUUCUGCCAAUGCUGUAGCAGCUAGCUUUUCUGUACAUAAUAGCACUGUUAGAGGAUUGAGAUGGCUGGGAAAUUCUCAGCUGGUUUCAUUCUCGUAUACUCAGGUGAACGAAAAAGCUGGAAGGUAUACUAAUACACUCGUUGUCACCUGUCUUAGAAGUGGACUUAAUCUAACUUUUCGAGUCCAACAAAAGCCAGAACGUGCUCCAAUAAGAGCUUUAAAGGCUUCUUCAUCUGGAAGGUAUCUUCUCAUUUUGUUUCGUGAUGCACCUGUGGAGGUGUGGGCUAUGACAAAGAAUCCAAUAAUGCUUAGAUCAUUGGCUCUUCCAUUCACAGUAUUGGAGUGGACGCUUCCAAUGGCACCACGACCAGUUCAAACUGGACCUUCUAAGCAGUCAUCAUUUGCCACCAAAGAGCGUAUCACUGGGGCCUCUGUGUCAGGUUCCCCUACACAUGCAUCUACGUCAGACAUUAAGACAACAAGCUCAGAAGGAUCUGCAGAGGACACCUCAGAAAGUUUUGCGUUUGCACUUGUCAAUGGUGCUCUUGGAGUUUUUGAGGUUUAUGGGCGAAGGAUAAGGGACUUCAGACCAAAGUGGCCUUCUUCCUCAUUUGUUUCAUUAGAUGGAUUAGUUACAGCAAUGGCCUACCGUCUUCCCCAUGUAGUUAUGGGGGACAGGUCAGGGAACAUACGAUGGUGGGAUGUAACCACUGGGCUCUCAUCUACAUUUAACACGCAUAGAGAAGGGAUCCAAAGAAUCAAAUUCUGUCCUGUUGUUGCUGGAGACUAUAGCAGAGGACGUAUUGCUGUGCUAUUUUAUGACAACACAUUUGGUAUAUUUGAUCUUGAUACACAUGAUCCAUUGGCCAAUUCCCUUUUGCAACCUCAAUUUCCUGGAACUCUUGUAUUGGAACUUGAUUGGCUGCCUUUGCGAACGGAUAAAAAUGAACCGCUGGUGCUAUGCAUUGCUGGAGCAGAUAGCAGUUUUCGCCUUAUCGAGGUUAAUAUUAGUGACAGAAAAUCUGGCUUAAAUUCCCAACGUAGGACUAUUAAAGAGAGAUUUAGACCAAUGCCCAUAUGCUCUCCCAUUCUACUUCUUACACCACAUGCAUUGGCACUACGAAUGAUCUUGCAGUUGGGUGUAAAGCCCUCUUGGUUUGAUAAAUGCAGUGAAACUAAAGAUGCAAUGCCUUAUCAAAUUCCUGUAGCUGCCUCAUCUGCAGCAGACCUUCGGAGUUUUAUGAUUGAUACUGAUCUUCCACCUAUAGGUGACUCUGUGGUGCCAGAAUUGCUUCUCAAGGUUUUAGAACCAUAUAGAAGAGAAGGCUGCAUACUUGAUGAUGAGAGGGCCAGGCUCUAUGCUGCUGUAGUAAAUAAAGGUGCGGCUGCCAGAUUUGCCUUUGCUGCUGCGGUCUUUGGCGAAUCAUCUGAGGCACUCUUCUGGUUACAGUUACCCUGUGCCCUUUCCCAUUCAAUGAAUAGAUUAACUGAGAAACAUCAUCAGAAAGUUCCAGCAUCUGCAUCAGCAUCAGUUCCAGAGCUUGAAGGCGCAUCUAUGCUAAAUAGGAUAACAUCUACUGGAAAAUCAAUGGCAGGGAGUGAGAAGAGGGAUAACAUUAGUUAUGGUCGACUUAAGUUGAUGGCCUUUGAGCAAGAAGAGUUGUGGGAAAGUGCUAAUGAGCGUAUUCCAUGGCAUGAGAAAUUGGAAGGAGAAGAGGCCAUCCAGAACCAUGUACAUGAGCUUGUCUCAGUUGGGAACCUUGAAGCUGCAGUUUCUUUGCUUCUUUCUACCCCUCCAGAUGACUCUUAUUUCUAUGUCAAUGCUCUACGUGCAGUUGCUCUUUCCUCUGCUGUGUCAAGAUCUCUUCAUGAACUCGCUGUUAAGGUUGUUGCAGCCAAUAUGGUGAGAACUGAUAAGUCAUUGUCUGGGACACAUCUUCUGUGUGCUGUUGGAAGAUACCAGGAAGCUUGUUCUCAGCUACAAGAUGCUGGAUGCUGGACAGAUGCAGCAACUUUAGCUGCGACACAUUUACACGGAUCUGAUUAUGCAAGGUUUACUUUUUCUCUUCCUAGUAAUUUCUGUCAAAUUUCCUGCUACUAUGUAAAUUUAAACUUCCAUCAGAAUUUUGUUUCUCUUGGUUUUAGGUGUUUGAUACUUCCACUCUCAUAUUUGAAUGACAAAGUGGAGAAGUGGUUUUGAAACUUGUCACAAACUGCAGGGGAUGAACUAGGGGGGAAUUGUUUCAGAACUCACAACAAUACAUGAGAAGGAAGGAAUUAUUUUAGAAGUUUUUCACAGGAAUAAUGACUACAAAUAUUUCAGUUUUUUUUUUCUAUUUCUUUGAAUGAUGUUAACAAUUUUGAACUUCUACAGCUACCAUGUGGGGAUGGGAAGAAGCUGUUUAGUAACACUUUUCACCCAAGAAAUCUGUUCUGUAACUUCACACUUUGCAUGAUGGAUGGGAGCACUUGUAUUUCACAGCUUGCUUUUGAAUGCUUGUCUAUUCAACAUUUUUACCAGGAGGCUUAAACAGAAAACCUGGAUAGCACUUAGCAACAUACUUACUGUGUAUGCUUUGUCACAAGAAUGUUUUGUGAAAUAAUUUGCGCAUAAAUUCAUUGUGAGAAAAGUGGCAAAUUCAUGUGGUAUUCAGGUUGUAAAAGGGAAAAGUAUCAGUUGCAAUUUGGAUUUUAUUCACUAUGUGAUUUUUGGAUUAAUGCCUAGUUUAUUGGAUCAAAUGUAAGUCCUGUGCCACAAUUGAAAAGCGAG